AUGCGGUCUGAUUAUGAAGCAUUUGGGGAUUUAUUGAUUCAUGAUACAACAUAUCGUACUAAUAAAUACGAUAUGAUAUGUGGUCCUUUUGUUGGAAUGAAUCUCCACACUCAAAAUAUCAUGUUUGGAGUUGGGUUUCUUUUGAAUGAGAAGUCAGGUUCUUUUGAGUGGCUUUUUAAUUCUUUUUUGAUAUCUUUGGGUGGGAAGCAACCGGUUAGUAUCAUGACGGAUCAGAGUUCUGCCAUGGACAAGGCUAUAAGGGAAGUGUUUCCUAAAUCAAGGCAUCGGUUAUGUACAUGGCAUAUAGAAGAAAAUGAUAUUGUAAACAUCAAAGGUGUUAUGGCUAAGGAUGGUUUCAAACGUAGAUUUGAUUAUGUUUUGAAAUAUACUGACACAAUUGUCGAGUUUCAGCAUUAUUGGAAUAGUCUUAUGACUGAUUACAAUUGCAAGACACACAAAUGGAUAGAGAGGUUAUAUGAUUUGAAAGAGAAAUGGUGUCCUGCAUAUAACAAAGAGUGGUUUUCUGGGGGUAUUUUAUCUUCUCAAAGGAGUGAGACGACAAAUCAUUCUAUUUCUAGGAGGUUGCAUAAAACGAAUGGUUUAUGUGAUUUUUAUAAGUGUUUUUUAGAUGUAAUUGAUGAAUGGAGAAGUAAGGAGAACAAGGGAGAUUAUAAUUCUUCUACUGGAAAUAGAUAUUACGCAUGUGCGGAUAACAUGUUAUGUUUGCAUGCGCGGGAUGUGUAUACCAUUGCAAUAUAUUUGAUAUUUGAGCAACGAUUCAUCAAAGCAAUUGGUUUGAGGUGUCAACGCAUUUCCUAUGAGUUUCCAGUUUCUAAGUACAUUGUUGGGCAUCCUACAAAGGAUUUUAUUAGACAUGUUGUGAAGUUUAAUGAGCAAGAGAUGGUUGUUGAUUGUACUUGCAAGUCAUAUGGAGAGAUAGGAGUUCUUUGUUCUCAUAUUCUUCGAGUUUUCAUUGUUCAUAAUGUUGAAGAGAUUCCCAAACAAUACAUUAUGAAGAGAUGGACCAAAGAGGCUAUGAACACGAUUGUUGAAGAAGGAGAAGAUAAAGAUAAUGAAGUAAGUGUUGUUUCUGCUUCAGUUUGGAGGAUGCAAAGCAUAAGAAAUUGCAUUAAAGUUAUAAAUGAAGCUCAACAUUGUCCGGCUGCAAGGAAGCUUAUUGAUUUGGGUGUGUUGGAUAUGUCAUGCAAAGUAAAGGAGUAUAUUGGUGGUGUUGAAGAGGAUGGUAAUGUAUCAAACUGA
This is a messenger RNA of Spinacia oleracea (spinach), 1260 nucleotides long. Its product is annotated as protein FAR1-RELATED SEQUENCE 5-like. The coding region runs from base 1 to 1260 and encodes 419 amino acids. Gene Ontology annotation, molecular function: zinc ion binding. The transcript has 3 exons. The record is from RefSeq and is a predicted model, not a curated record. NCBI's taxonomy places the organism in Eukaryota, Viridiplantae, Streptophyta, Magnoliopsida, Caryophyllales, Amaranthaceae.